UUCAUAGUCAAAGUUGCAUUUGUUGUUAUGCAAACAAAUUUGAAAAUCUUUGUGCCAAUGUGUUCACGUGUGGGAAGCUUUUUGUUAAGUGCUCUUCUCUACUCAACAUCGUUGCACCAUCAAAUUUUGGGACAAAGGCCAAUUUGGGAAUAGAAUUAUAUUUUACAAAGUUCUCAUUGUGAAUCAUCUAUUGUAAUAUUCAGUUGUUAGUUAAGUGAUUACAGUUGCGAUAAAAUGAAUGUAUCUUCAAGGAUGUACCCAUCCUUCUGUGAACAGAACUUAGACCUUUGCUUGUUGUAGGAAGAUGAUUUGCUUGGUGACUGUUCUGUCAGUAAACCAAAGAACUUAAUGGAAAGUUCGAUAUAUAUGUGGCAAAAAUAUUACCUAUAAGGUAUAGGUAAUAACUUUUGUUGUAAGAAGUGGUAAAGUUGUAUUACUAUACAUAAUAAUCUGUUCAGAGGAUUUUUAAAUGAGAACAUGAAAUUUUUUUAAGUGUUGGAGUUUAUUUAGUACUGUAAGAAAAUAUAUUGCAAAGCUUCGAAGAAAGUGCUAGAAGACGUGUGCAGAUAUUUAUAUAAAUUUAGAAUUAUUUUAAUAUAUAUGAGAAUAGUCACGAGUACCACAAGCAACAGUGCAGUAUUGGAGAAAUCUAUUAGGAAAAACAAGGAAGACAUCAUUGUAGAACCUUAUAUAGACAUUGAAACUUUAUUAGGGGUUGUGGGUUGUUUAAUCUUGCUAGCUCUUACGUAUAAAAGAAAUAAAUGCAUGAGUUUUGGAUAUAUCAAAUUAGUAUUCUUUGCCUUUUGAUCACGAAUAUAAGUAAUAUUUAAUACAAUUUAUUAAGAAACAUGCGAUAUGGCUUCAGCCGUCGGUUGGAAAAAAGUAGGGAAGCGCGUGUUUGUGAUAAAAUGAGCCAUUAUGAUAAUGUGAUUGGCGCACAGUUCUUGAGCGAAUAUGAACAGAUGACAACUACAAUCUCCACGUGCAUCAGACGUAUUAAGGAGAAGGAGUUCGAUUUGAUAUGCGAUGGCCAAAGAACUGCUUUGGAUGCACAUCAAUUUCCGGAAAACGAAGAAGCCAAUAUUUUGGGUCAUGGUACACUUCUAGCAACUGCCGUCGACGGAAAUAAGUUUGGCCGUGACUUGGACGAGAAGCUAAAUAAAUAUAAGCUAUUGCUGAAUUUUGAAGAUGCUCCUGACCAUUUGAAAUUCAAUCCUUACAUUCGCCAAGGUUACCGCACAUUCCUCUCAACAAAAUUGUGCUUACAGAGCAUGUUUUGGUGGACAAACGAAACGGUUAGUGAGAUAUUAAUCUGA
Molecule: messenger RNA, 1316 nt
Organism: Teleopsis dalmanni
Lineage: Eukaryota; Metazoa; Arthropoda; Insecta; Diptera; Diopsidae
Exons: 4
Coding region: 849-1316 (155 amino acids)
Source: RefSeq, a predicted model, not a curated record